AUAAAUAAGAGGAAUGUCUGGUCGUGUUUGAGCUGUUAAUUCAGCCGUGCAUUUGUAAACAAAUGACGCUUGCAUAAAAAUCAGCUGGAAGAUCUGAAUUGUUAACGUUUGUUGCAGCUGUAAGUAAAUCAUAGGAAGUAUUUUCGUGACUUCUAUUCUUAAAUGUGAAAUGGACAUAAUGGGUAUGGAAAUUCAGCUAGUUAUAAAAGCUCCCAAUCAGAAUGUUGAAGACCAGAUAAUUUGUUGUAACUUGAAUUGGACAGUUCAAAAGCUGAAAAAUCAUUUAUCAGAAGUUUAUCCCAAUAAACCUAUUAUAGAAGAGCAGAAAUUGAUAUAUUCUGGACGUUUGCUUCAUGAUCAUUUGCAUUUAAAAGAUAUAUUAAGACAUGAAGAAGGUCAGUCUCCUGUGCACAUUCUUCAUUUAGUAUGCAGUAGUAAACAAGCCUUACAAAACCAGCUUCCAGAUUCUAGUCAAGGUACUUCUAAUCAGUCAAUUCCACCACAAUCUCCUGGAUUACAUUCUACUCCUGAUACCAGUCCUGGGCCUUCUUCAGAAACUGUCUUCAGACAGAGGAAUAACGUUAAUAUGCCUUCAGCAAACUCUUUUGAUUCUCAGCUCCAGUCAAUUGAAAAUAGUGCAGUUGCUCCCACAUUUUCAUAUGAUUCUCAAAUUUUAGCACAGAUGGCAGCAAUGCAGCAAAUGUAUGCUUAUUAUUUCACCCAGUAUAUGCAGAGUAUAAGCAAUUCUGCUAUGAUAGGAAGCAAUCCUGCUUUCCGAGAUGUGGCAAAUUUUCAGCAAAAUAAUUCUAAUUUUGUCCCUAAUGAAACCCCUAUACCAAGGCCUGCAAACCAAAGAAUGAAUGCUCAAGGAGGACAGAUUAUAGAAGAAAAUGAUGACUUAGGAAACAUAGAUUGGUUAGACCAUAUGUUUCUGUGUUCUCGCUUUUUAAUAUUUUUCCUUGUUGUUUAUUUCUAUUCGACUCCUGAAAGGUUGAUGAUUGUUGCUGUCUUUGCAGUCAUUGCAUUUUUGUAUCAAGAAGGGUGGUUUGUUCGGAGGCCAAAUCCAGUAGCUCAUUCAGAAGCACCUUUAAUACCAAGGAACAGAAAUAAUGUGGAGGUUAAUCCCAAUGUUCGGAAUAACUUAAAUGAAGGAGCUGCAGCUAAUCAGAAUCAGAGUGCCAAUGAAGAAUUGCAUGAUGGCCAUGAACUGGAGGCAGCAAUGGAUGGGGAGGAACCACCUCAUGCUCAGAAUCCUGAUCUAGUCAACAAUAAUCAGAUUUUCUCACCUCUGACUUUCCUUGCUGCCUUUUUCUCUUCAUUGAUUCCUGAACCACCACCUCCUGUAAACAUAAACUGAUCUUGGUGUACCAAAUGUCUUGUUACAUGUAUAUUUUAGAAAAGACGUUACAACCUUUUUAAAUGUAUUAUUCAGUUAUGUAAAUUUUUACAGUGGCCAGUAUUUGCUUAGACUGUAAUAAUAUCUGUUGUGUUUUAUAA
This is a messenger RNA of Stegodyphus dumicola, 1497 nucleotides long. RefSeq names its product homocysteine-responsive endoplasmic reticulum-resident ubiquitin-like domain member 2 protein. Gene Ontology annotation, biological process: endoplasmic reticulum unfolded protein response. Gene Ontology annotation, molecular function: protein binding. The record is from RefSeq and is a predicted model, not a curated record. Lineage: Eukaryota; Metazoa; Arthropoda; Arachnida; Araneae; Eresidae.